AUGGCGCUGCUGUCGGCCCCUCUCACCGCCACUCGCGGCUGCGUGCCGUGUGUGGCGCAACCACUCCCCGCCCCUCGUGCGCCUGCCCCCGCCGCAUGCGCGCUCCCCUGUUCCGCGCGCCCCCUCCCCGUGAACCGCGCAACACGUCGCUCGUACGCGUUAGCAGGCUCUCCGUUAGCGGCGCGCAUGCAUGGGCGCGGGGGCUGGCUGAGGGGAUGGCGGCGUGCGUCCGCUGCUGAUGACAAUAGUGCCAAGGAUACAGCUGACGCGGCACGCAGUGAGGAUUACAAGCCUCAAGCUGACGUGGAUGAUGUAUCUGAUGACAUGGCGGAGGCGUCUGCGGCAGCAGCUGAGCUGGCAGCUGAGAUGGCGGGCGAGGCUGCGGCUCAGGCUGCCAGCGUGUAUGCCGCCACGGCUGCGGCUGAGGGGAUGGAGGAGGAGGAAGAAGUGGGAAUCGAGGAGGGGAAAGGGGAGGGCAUUAAGGGGGCGGUGUCAGCUGCAGUGGGCGCUAGGGAGUCUGCUGCUGACGGUGCUCCCUCUGAUGUCAAAAAGGCGAGCCAGCAGCAGCAGGAGCAGCAGCAACAGCAGCAGCAGCCGCCGCCGCCCAGUCGUCCUCUGCCACGUCAGCCUCAGGCCUCCAGCGCACCAGCUGUAGCCGGGCUGCGGCGCACGGUGUGGGGGCAGGAGGGCGUGGCGCCACAGUACCCCCCGUUACAGGAACACGUGACUGUAGACGUGGCGGUGGUGGGCGGUGGCAUCAACGGGCUCAGUGUGGCAUACUCUCUGCUGGAUAAACACCGCAAGGGGAGGGGCGCGGGGGGAGGAGGCAAGGACUUGUCGGUGAUGGUGCUUGAGGCUCGUGCCAUCGGUUCGGGCCAGACGGGCCGCACGACCGCGCAUCUCAUGCCGUGGAACGACGACUACUACAGUGUGCUCGAGCGGCUCUUCGGGCGGCGCCGGGCGGCUCUAGUGGGCAGGAGCCACGUGGCAGCCAUUGAUUGGGUGGAGCGUGUGGUGCGGGAGCACGGCAUAGAGUGCGAGUUUGAGCGAGUGGAUGGCUACCUCUUUCCCCAUGACAACUCCGAUGAGGCUAACCGCAAGAUGCUCGAGGUGGGUGGGCAGGGCGCAUGGUUACAUGCGGUUGAUGGAUGGGUGGAGCUGGCAGCGUGUGAGCGCAUCGGCCUGUCGGACACCUCUCUGGUGGACCUGCAAGGCGACCCCGCCCUCGGCUCGCUCUCCUCUGCCCUGCGCUUCCCCAACGCUGCUGACUUCCACCCCCUCAACGAGUGCGAUCACGGGCAUGGGAGGGAAGAUCCACGAGAACACGCGGGUGAUAAGAAGAAUGCAUGCAAGCAACCUCUCUCUCAUGCACGUCUGCCUCUCCCUCUCCAUGCCUUCUUCCACAGGUACCUGCAGGGGCUCGCGAGUGCAGUCACAGCGAUGGGAGGGAAGAUCUACGAGAGCACACGGGUGAUCCGCAACUCAUCCCUCUCCACCACUCUCGAGCUCAACACGGGCGUGCGCGUGACAGCUGGCAGCGUCGUAUUGGCCACCAACUCGCCCAUCAACCACAACCUGGCGGUGCACGCCAGGCAGAGCGCCGACAGGACCUAUGUGGUUGGGCUGGCUGUUCCCAAGGGCAGUGUGCGGUGA
Closterium sp. Yama58-4 is the source of this 1653-nucleotide messenger RNA. Lineage: Eukaryota; Viridiplantae; Streptophyta; Zygnematophyceae; Desmidiales; Closteriaceae. The record is from the annotation of a GenBank genome assembly.